AUGUCAAACUUUGACAGUAACCCUUUUGCUGACCAGGAUAUAAACAACCCAUUCCAGGAUCCAUCAGUGGCUCAAGCAAGGCACACCGUUCCUCCACCAUUAGAGGAGUACAACCCAUUCACAGAUGGAAAAGUGGGUCCAGCGGGUGUGGCGGCCAGGACUGCAGCCUCCGCCUUUAACACACAGCCAGCCAUCAUGAAAGCCACUGAAGAGCCUCCAGCAUACUCUCAGGAGCAGCCACAGGGAGCCAGUGAGCUGCUCAAGAGGCAGGAGGAGCUGGAACGCAAGGCUGCAGAGCUGGACCGCCGCGAGAGAGAGAUGCAGUCGCUCAAUGCUGCAGGAGGAAGGAGAAACAAUUGGCCCCCUCUCCCUGAGAACCUCCCUGUGGGCCCAUGUUUCUACCACGACAUCACUGUGGACAUUCCUGUGGAGUUUCAGAAAACUGUCAAGAUUAUGUACUAUCUGUGGAUGUUUCAUGCUGGAACCCUGUUUGCAAAUGUGGUUGGGUGUUUGGCCUGGUUUUGCGUGGACUCAGGACGAGGAGGAGACUUCGGCUUAUCCAUCCUUUGGCUCUUAAUGUUUACUCCCUGCUCGUUCGUCUGCUGGUAUCGACCUCUCUACGGAGCGUUCAGGAGUGACAGCUCAUUUAGGUUUUUCAUUUUCUUCUUUGUCUACGUUUGUCAAGUGGGUGUGUAUGUCCUGCAGUCUAUCGGCCUCAACGGCUGGGGCACAAGCGGUUGGAUUUCCGCCCUCACAUGCUUGAACACAAACAUCCCUGUGGGUAUUCUCAUGAUACUGAUAGCUGCUCUCUUCUCAUCACUCGCCGUCAUGUCUCUGGUCAUGUUCAAAAAGGUCCAUGCGAUGUACCGGACCACUGGAGCUAGCUUUGAGAAGGCGCAGCAAGAAUUCGCCACCGGAGUCAUGACAAACAAGAACGUUCAAACGGCGACGGCUAAAGCUGCUUCUACGGCGGCGCAGGAGGCCUUCAGGGAGCAGGUCUGA
Knipowitschia caucasica is the source of this 1002-nucleotide messenger RNA. NCBI's taxonomy places the organism in Eukaryota, Metazoa, Chordata, Actinopteri, Gobiiformes, Gobiidae. The record is from the annotation of a GenBank genome assembly.